CGCGUUGAGGCAAUCAAGGGAAUCAAGGCAAUGUAGCUGUCCCGCCCUGGCAAAGUCUGUCGCCGCCCUGGUCGGGUGACCUUGUCAUCUCCCAUUGGAUCCGUCAGUCUGCAACAGAGUACAUAUUCCAGACAUCCCGACCACUUCUUCCCGCCCUUUUCCCCUCCAUACUUCACGUCGACCCAUUCAUCCUCUCCCUUAGCAUCCUUCCUUCCGUUUGCCCUUGACACACCAUGAGCAACCCAAUCGACCACUUGGAAGUCGGCAUGGCCGAGGCCGCUGCUGAUCAGUAUCGUGCAAACGUUGAUGCUUCCAACCGCACCGACAAGGUCCACCCCUUGGGUCACCUGGAAAAGGGAGUGGUUUCCGAGGAAGUACACGCCACCUCAGACGAGUACGGCAACGUCUUCCCCACUGAAGACGAGCUCCUGAACCUCAGGAGGGUGCCGGAGAACAUUCCCUGGCAAGCCUGGUCGGUAGCAUUCUGCGAGCUUGCAGAGCGCUUCUCCUACUACGGAUGCACCAACGUCUUCACCAACUUCAUCCAGCACUCACGACCAGGAAACCCCGUCCACAGGACCGGUGCGGCUCUAGGCUUGGACACUCCCAGUGGUGCGCUGGGCCGAGGACAGAGGGCAUCGACUGCUCUUACUACCAUGAACACCUUCAUGGUCUACGUCUUGCCCUUGCUGGGUGCAUGGAUUGCCGACUCUCGUCUUGGUCGCUUCAACACCAUCUGUCUUGCAGUCGGCAUUGCUACCGUCGGACACUUCCUCCUGAUCGGCUCUGCUGCUCCUGAUGUCCUCGACAACAGUGCAGGCGCACUGGGUCUCUUCAUCGUAUCGAUCAUCGUCAUGGCCUUCGGUACCGGAUUCUUCAAGUCAAACGUGUCGACUCUGAUCGCAGAGCAGAUCAAGGGUAAGAAGCCCACCGUCAAGAACCUCAAGAGUGGAGAGAAGGUCAUCGUGGACCCCACUCUCUCAAUUUCGAGACUGUUCAUGUACUUCUAUGCCGCCAUCAACAUCGGCGCCAUCGUAGGACAAGUCGGAAUGGUCUACGCCGUAAAGCAACACGGUUACUGGCUGGCUUACCUGCUACCAGCUCUGGUGUUCCUCUUGUGCAUCCCAGUUCUCGCCUUCGGUAGCAAGUACUACGUCAAGACCCCUCCUGCUGGCUCCAUCCUCUCUACUGCUCUCCGAUUCUUUGCCUUUGCCGCAAAGCCCAAGCUGUCUGCGAACCCUGUCACUACUGUCAAGAACCUCUUUGCCGCAAACUUCUGGGAGGAUGCCAAGCCCUCGAGACAGUCGGGACCUCUCCCAUCCUGGAUGAACUUUGACGACCUGUGGGUCGACGAGCUCCGACGAGCCGUCAAGGCCUGCCAGGUCUUCGUCUUCUUCCCAGUCUACUGGCUUUGCUACAACCAGAUCAACAACAACCUCACCUCGCAAGCAGGCUCCAUGACCCUCAACGGAAUCCCCAAUGAUCUACUUUCCAACCUCAACCCCCUGUCAAUCAUCAUCUUCAUUCCCAUCUUGGACCUGUUCGUUUACCCUCUGCUGCGAAAGGCCGGAAUCAAGUUCACGCCAUUGAAGAAGAUCACCCUCGGCUUCUUCACUGCCUCUCUUUCCAUGGUCAGUGCAGCGGUCUGCCAGCACUACAUCUAUAAGACAUCUACUUGCGGAGAGUAUGCCACCGAAUGUGACGACCCCGCGCCGCUCAACGUCUGGAUCCAGACUCCUACUUACGUCUUGAUCGGCUUCUCGGAGAUCUUUGCCUCGAUCACUGGUCUCGAAUACGCCUUCACCAAGGCACCCAGCAACAUGAAGUCCAUGGUCAUGGCCCUCUACCUCUUCACCAGUGCCAUUGCCUCCGCCAUUGGCUUUGCCUUUGUCAGCGUCUCCGCCGACCCUCUCCUUGUCGCCAACUACGGCAUCUUUGCCGGUCUGGCCUUUGUAUUUGGUAUCCUCUUCUGGAUCUGCUUCCGCAAGCUCGACGCCGAAGAGGAUGAGCUCAAUGCUCUGGACAAGACUGCUUUCAAGUCCACCAAGGAGCCCAUUGACGGUAGGCUGCAGGACAAUGGCCGACCUCAGGAUGCCAUCAUCGAUGAGAAGUGAGCGGAGCGCAGAGACUUCGAGUGAUUUAGGAGAGGCGGCAGUCUAUAGACCAAGUGGCCCAUGCAGCCUAUUUCAAUCGGAAGGAGCUGCUAGGGCACGCACAAAAAGCCUGC
Microstroma glucosiphilum is the source of this 2227-nucleotide messenger RNA. Its product is annotated as PTR2-domain-containing protein. The transcript is spliced from 2 exons. Gene Ontology annotation, biological process: transmembrane transport; oligopeptide transport. Gene Ontology annotation, cellular component: membrane. The record is from RefSeq and is a predicted model, not a curated record. Gene Ontology annotation, molecular function: dipeptide transmembrane transporter activity. Lineage: Eukaryota; Fungi; Basidiomycota; Exobasidiomycetes; Microstromatales; Microstromataceae. The coding region runs from base 234 to 2114 and encodes 626 amino acids.